Molecule: messenger RNA, 505 nt
Organism: Brachypodium distachyon (stiff brome)
Lineage: Eukaryota; Viridiplantae; Streptophyta; Magnoliopsida; Poales; Poaceae
Product: avenin-like b1
Exons: 1
Molecular function (GO): nutrient reservoir activity
Source: RefSeq, a predicted model, not a curated record
ACUUGUAGCCAUAUCUCCACGAAGACCUUGUUCGUCCUCGCCCUCCUAGCCCUAGUGGUGACCAGCGCUGUUGCGCAGUCGGAUACGACCUGCAGCCAGGAAUAUGGUGAGCAAUCGGAGCAAUGCGAGCAGCAACAACAGCAACAGUGGCAGAAGCAGAUGACGCCGUGUAUGAAGUUCCUACAGCAGCAAUGUAGCCUGGUGACACUGCCGUUAGUCCAGUGGCGGAUGUGGCAGCUGAGCAACUGCCAUGCGAUGCAGCAGCAGUGCUGCAAGCAGCUGGUCCAGAUCCCUGAGCAGUCCCGGUGCGAGGCUAUCCAGAGCAUGGCACAAGCCAUCAUGCAGCCGCAAGAUCAGCCGGAGAUCAUAAGGAUGGCGCUUCAGACCCUGCCAUCGAUGUGCAGCGUGCACGUCCCGGAGUACUGCACCGCCAUUCCCCGUUUUGACUACUAUGAUUACGACUCUUAAGAGAAGAUCUGUGUUGUGCUAGCCAGAUGGAUCAGCA